AUGGCCCACUUCUCCUGCAUCCACGUGGCAGGAGCACCGGACGAGGAUUGGGGGGUGGCUUAUUGCGACUCCGACGAGGAGUCUGAGCUUCAGCAAGAAAAGCCAAAGCCAAAGAUCCCCGAUCCCGAAAAGCCUAAGCAGCCGAAGCGCACAGAGCCAAAGCAGCCCAAGCUAGAAGAGCCGAACCAGCUGAAGCAGUCAGAGCCUGGAUCAGAGUCCAAGCCGCAAUAUGAGACCGGGUGGGAUGCAGGGUCUGGGCGAGCCUGGCGAAAAGCAAUCACUAAAGGCCGGCCAGGUCCUGUGGAGUGGUCUAAAGAUCCGGAGGUGGAUGCGAGCAAGGAUCCUUUUGAUCCUGUAGUAUGUGUCUUCUCUGAUGGGAUGACUGUGGACGUGCCUCACAUCACCCAGGAUGCUAGGUCUGGAAUAACACAGGCUGAAGAUCUUGCCGCCCGUCGAACGAAGUGCAAGCAGAAGCCGAAGGCAGCCACCGCCACGCCUGAGGCAGGCAAGGUGGGACAGUCUGACAGCACUGGCAAAGAAGAGAAGAAGGAGAGCGGCGAGGAUGCCCAAGAUCCCAGAAAGAGUGACAUCCCAUGCAUCGAGGAACUCAUGGAAGAUUGCCACGUACCAGGGGAAGGGUUUGAAACCAAAGUUCAAUACAAGAAGCAAUCCAAGAGAAACUCGAUUGUGGCUUUGUUUCACAAGGCUGACCAAGGCAAAUGGGAGCAGAAGGUGCAGGUCGUCUGCAAAGAUGAUCGGCACCCGGCAUGGGUGGCGAUGCUGAUUGUGAAGCGGAUUCAGGUAGAGCUGAUGCUGGGCGAGGUAGAUUUGCUACAUUUGAAGAUGCGUAAGGAUGAAAUAUUGGCCGCCUACAACGAUGGUGAUCUUCUAAGUCAUCUACAUGCCUGGCAAAAGAAAGCACCUCCGGAUUCGUUGUACGGUGCCAUCGCCGAUGUUCUUUGUGAUCAAGCAGAAAGCCUCCCUGUCAAGCAAAACGUCCCAGCCAAUCUGAGGCGAAGUGGUCGGCACAUUUCCGAAAGCCCUCCUGGCGACCGAGAGAAGGAGGCUCCUGCGCCGGAGCCUCCCCGUGUUCUUGGCAACCCUGACACAUGUGAAACUUUCGUUGAAGAGACUCAGACUCAGACGGCAUGA
Messenger RNA from Symbiodinium sp. CCMP2592, 1152 nucleotides. The record is from the annotation of a GenBank genome assembly. Lineage: Eukaryota; Dinophyceae; Suessiales; Symbiodiniaceae.